AUGGCGGUGCAGCCGAAGGAGGUGUUGGCCAUGGACAGCCAGGCCGAAUGCAGCUUUGUCCGCUUCUUUCAGGCCAUGCCGACAAAGCCGCUUACCACAGUGCGCCUCUUCGACCGGGGCGAUUACUAUACCGCGCACGGCGAGGAUGCGCUCCUGGCCGCCCGGGAGGUGUUCAAGACCCAGGCAGUCAUCAAAUAUAUCGGGGUGACAGGUUCUAAAAAACUGGAAAGUGUUGUGCUUAGUAAAAUGAAUUUUGAAUCUUUUUCAAAAGACCUCCUCUUGGUUCGUCAGUAUAGAGUUGAAGUUUAUAAGAAUAAAGCUGGGAAUAAGGCCACCAAGGAGAAUGACUGGCAUGUGGCAUUCAAGGCUUCACCAGGUAACCUUUCCCAAUUUGAAGAAAUUCUCUUUGGCAACAAUGACAUGUCAUGUUCCAUUGGUGGUGUUGGUGUUAAGCUGUCCAUUGUUGAUGGCCAAAGAUUAGUUGGAGUUGGGUAUGUUGACUCCAUACAGAGGAAGCUGGGACUGUGUGAGUUUCCAGAUAAUGAUCAGUUCUCCAAUCUGGAAGCACUGCUGAUUCAAAUUGGCCCAAAGGAAUGUAUCCUACCAGGAGGUGAAACUGCUGGGGACAUGGGAAAACUGAGACAGGUUAUUGAGAGAGGAGGGAUUCUGAUCACAGAGAGGAAGAAAGUUGACUUUUCAGCAAAAGAUAUUGUUCAGGACCUCAACCGUUUGUUGAAAAGCAAAAAGGGAGAUCAAAUGAAUAGUGCUGUAUUGCCUGAGAUGGAGAAUCAGGUUGCAAUUUCAUCAUUAUCGGCUGUGAUUAAGUAUUUAGAACUUUUAUCAGAUGAUUCAAACUUUGGACAAUUUGAACUGACCACCUUUGACCUCAGCCAGUAUAUGAAGUUGGAUAAUGCAGCUGUCAGAGCUCUUAAUCUUUUUCAGGGCUCUGCCGAAGACAAAAGUGGUACUCAGUCUCUUGCUGCAUUGCUGAAUAAGUGCAAAACACCUCAAGGCCAAAGACUGCUUAAUCAAUGGAUUAAACAGCCACUACUGGAUAAGAACAGGAUAGAGGAAAGGUUAAAUCUAGUUGAGGCAUUUGUAGUAGAUGCAGAGCUGAGGCAGAGUUUGCAAGAAGACUUACUUCGUCGUUUCCCAGAUCUUCACCGAUUUGCCAAAAAAUUUCAAAGACAUGCAGCUAGCCUACAGGAUUGUUACCGAAUGUAUCAAGCCAUAAAUCAGCUCCCUAAUGUUAUAAAAGCACUGGAAAAACAUGAAGGAACACACCAGAUGUUGUUAUUGGCAGUCUUUAUAACUCCUCUGACUGAUCUUCAUUCUGAUUUCUCCAAAUUUCAGGAAAUGAUAGAAACAACCUUAGAUAUGAAUCAGGUGGAAAACCAUGAAUUUCUUGUGAAGGCAUCCUUUGAUCCUCACCUGACACAGCUAAGGGAAUCAAUUGAUAAUCUAGAAAAGAAGAUGCAGACAGCUUUAACAAAUGCAGCAAGAGAGCUAGGCAUAGAAGCUGGUAAACACAUUAAGUUGGAUUCUAAUGCACAAAUAGGAUAUUAUUUCCGAGUGACUUGCAAGGAAGAAAAAGUCCUUCGUAGCAAUAAAAACUUCAACACAUUAGAUGUCCAGAAGAAUGGUGUUAAGUUUACCAACAGUAAAUUGGCUGCUUUCAAUGAUGAGUACCUCAAAAUUAGAGAUGAGUAUGAGGAAGCCCAGGAUGCCAUUGUUAAAGAAAUUAUCAACAUUUCUUCCGGCUAUGUAGAACCAAUGCAGACACUAAAUGAUGUAUUAGCUCAACUGGAUGCUGUUGUCAGUUUUGCUCAUGUAGCAAAUGGAGCACCUAUUCCAUAUGUACGUCCAGUCAUUUUGGAAAAGGGACAAGGAAAAAUCAUUUUGAAAGGUUCCAGACAUGCUUGUGUUGAAGUUCAAGAUGAAGUUGCAUUUAUUCCCAAUGACAUUAACUUUGAGAAAAAUAAGCAGAUGUUCCACAUUAUUACUGGCCCCAAUAUGGGAGGUAAAUCAACAUAUAUCCGUCAAACUGGAGUAAUAGUUCUGAUGGCUCAGAUUGGCUGUUUUGUACCAUGCGAAUCCGCAGAAGUGUCCAUUGUGGAUUGUAUCUUGGCGCGAGUGGGAGCAGGUGAUUGUCAGAUGAAAGGUGUAUCUACAUUCAUGGCAGAAAUGCUAGAGACAGCUUCUAUUCUCAGGUCUGCAACCAAAGACUCCCUAAUAAUCAUCGACGAAUUGGGAAGAGGGACUUCUACCUAUGAUGGAUUUGGGUUAGCCUGGGCUAUUUCAGAAUAUAUUGCCACUAAGAUUGGUGCCUUCUGUAUGUUUGCUACUCAUUUUCAUGAAUUGACAGCAUUGGCUGACCAAUUGCCAACAGUGAAUAAUCUACAUGUUUCAGCAUUAACUACCGAUGAGGCAUUAACUAUGCUAUAUCAAGUAAAGAAAGGUGUCUGUGAUCAGAGUUUUGGGAUUCAUGUUGCGGAACUUGCUAAUUUUCCUAAGCAUGUAAUAGAAAAUGCCAAACAAAAGGCCCUGGAACUAGAGGAAUUCCAGCAUUUUGGAAAACCUCAAGGAUCUGAUGAAAUGGAACCAGCAGCCAAGAGGUGCUACCACGAAAGAGAGCAAGGUGAAAAAAUAAUUCAGACAUUUCUGGCCAAAGUAAAGGAAUUACCCUUUGCAGAAAUGUCUGAGGACGGCAUCAGAACCAAAUUAAAACAACUGAAAGCUGAAGUAAUAUCACAAAAUAACAGUUUUGUGAAUGAAAUAAUUUCACGGAUAAAAGUUACUCCAUGAAAAAAUUCCACAAUGGAAUGAACAAGUUGUGUAGAUUUUUUUUUAAUUGUAGGAAGUCCCCACUGUCUAUGCGAAUACUUUUGUAAUGUUUUAUACGUUUCCUUUGGUGUUUAGAGAUUGGUGCACAUAGAUUAUUAAAUAAAAUUGAAAUAUUAUGUUUCUUUAAA
Messenger RNA from Gracilinanus agilis (Agile Gracile Mouse Opossum), 2972 nucleotides. RefSeq names its product mutS homolog 2 (gene MSH2). Gene Ontology annotation, biological process: mitotic recombination; somatic recombination of immunoglobulin genes involved in immune response; mismatch repair. NCBI's taxonomy places the organism in Eukaryota, Metazoa, Chordata, Mammalia, Didelphimorphia, Didelphidae. Bases 1 to 2805 code for a protein of 934 amino acids. The record is from RefSeq and is a predicted model, not a curated record. Gene Ontology annotation, molecular function: ATP binding; ATP-dependent DNA damage sensor activity; mismatched DNA binding. The transcript is spliced from 16 exons. Gene Ontology annotation, cellular component: nucleus; MutSalpha complex.